Messenger RNA from Lotus japonicus, 1800 nucleotides. RefSeq names its product peroxisomal membrane protein PEX14-like. Gene Ontology annotation, cellular component: peroxisomal membrane; peroxisomal importomer complex. Gene Ontology annotation, molecular function: signaling receptor binding. Gene Ontology annotation, biological process: protein import into peroxisome matrix, docking. The transcript is spliced from 12 exons. Bases 163 to 1650 code for a protein of 495 amino acids. Lineage: Eukaryota; Viridiplantae; Streptophyta; Magnoliopsida; Fabales; Fabaceae. The record is from RefSeq and is a predicted model, not a curated record.
UUAACUCGAAUGGAAAUCAAGAAAGAGCUUAUGACCGCGAUUACUUCCAAUUCUCUUUCGCGCACUCAUCAUAUCAUUCACAGUCACAGAGCAAUGAAUCAGAUUGAGAUGAACUGAGCAAAACCGAACCUCGAUUUUCCGAAUUCAGAACUAGAAGAAACCAUGGCUACUCAAUCGCCUUCUGGUCAAACCACAGGUAUAGGUGGUGAAAUUGUGCAACCUGCAAAUGUUGAUCAGCAUAGUUCCGAUUCAGUGACGUCGGUUUUCGUGAAUUCUGAGCCAAUUCGGGAGGAUCAAGUUCAGAAUGCUGUGAAAUUUCUGUCACACCCGAAGGUGAGAGGUUCGCCUGUUAUCCAUAGGCGCACAUUUCUGGAGAGGAAGGGGCUCUCGAAGGAGGAGAUAGAUGAAGCAUUUCGGCGAGUGCCUGAUUCGCCUCCGAGUGUGCAGACUCAAGAUGGACAGUUAAACUCAUCAUCAAACAUUCAGCAGCAAGGCCAGCCACAGGCUUUACAGCCAGCUGUAUCUGCUUCUACUGCCGUUACUACUUCGCGGGGAAUCUUAUCAUGGUACAGUUUUCACUGGUCACAUGCCCUUGUUACUGUUGGAUUUCUGGUUACUUCAUGUGCUGGAACAACUAUACUAAUUAAGAAAUCUGUUCUUCCUCGGUUAAAAUCUUGGAUACGCAACGUUGUCUUCGAAGAAGAUUAUGGCCAAUUAAAGAAAAAUAACUCAAAACCAUCAUUGGCCGAAGAAGUUGCACACGCAGCAAAAGCAGCUGCAGCUGCAGCUGCCGAAAUGGCGAAAGCCAGCCAAGAGAUGCUGAGUUCAAAAAGUGAAGAGAAGAGAUACUUUGUAGAAGUUGUGAGCCUUUUAGAUAAGCAAGUGCAAGAAAUGAAGGUAAUGACUAAUGCGAUAAGAAGAUUGGAAGCUUCAGGUGGACACUCCCUCUCAAAGAUAGAUGAUUACCAAGUCGCUCAGACAAGUUCAAAGAUACAGCAAUUAAUUGCGAAUGGAAAGGAAGACUAUGAGUUGCGUUCAGGGAAAACAUCAUUGGCUCCUGCUUCUGUUGAACCAUCUAAUGCUCCUCAUCCAAAGUCAUAUAUGGAGAUAAUGGCCAUGAUCCAAAGAGGAGAGAAGCCUUCUAACAUUAGAGAUAUUGAUGAUUCACCCCCAAACCCUUAUCAGCAACCAUCAAAUCCUCGCUUAGCUCCUAGAGCAAAGCCUUGGGAAGUUAAUCAGGUGCAAACCAACUCUACCCAAGUUCUUCAGUCUCAAGUAAAUGGCAAGGAAUUCAAGAUACCAGAGUCCUGGUCGCAGACAAAAAAUGUCAGAAUCACAGAGACUGAUAAUGUAAUUGAGUAUAAUGGAGCACCUGCUGCAUCCAGUCAGCAGCCAGUCCAACGCGUGUGGGUUCCUCCUCAGCCCCCUCCGGUAGCUAUGUCGGCGGCUGCAGAAGCAAUCAGACGCCCAAAGCCAAUCGUCCCGAAGGAGUCGAUGACAGCUGAUCAGCCAGUAACUCAUUCCGCAGACAUCUCUGAUGGAGUGGAGAUAAUCUCAAAAUCCAAAUCUGAAGGUGCAAUAGAAAGUAUCAGGGUCAACUCACUUGUAAGCUCUGGUGAGAUCCAAGGUCUCAAUCACGAAGAGCAAUGAAAAUCUUUGUACUUAAAUAUCCUGAUUGAUCCAUCAUAACAGUGCAUGAAGUUGCAAAUAGAACUUAGUUUGCUACCUGAAUUGUCAUUUCAUUUAAUAGAUGCAGGCACUCUGGUUCUCUAAUCUCUAGAGCAAUUAUUCUUUGAUACA